Messenger RNA from Saprolegnia parasitica CBS 223.65, 730 nucleotides. RefSeq lists its product as hypothetical. NCBI's taxonomy places the organism in Eukaryota, Oomycota, Saprolegniomycetes, Saprolegniales, Saprolegniaceae. The coding region runs from base 1 to 711 and encodes 236 amino acids. The record is from RefSeq and is a predicted model, not a curated record. The transcript has a single exon.
AUGGCCCGUCGGCUCGUCGCCAUCGCCGUCACCGCCCUCGCAAGCAGCGUGCGUUUUGCCGAGGGCAGCUGCCGUGAGUGCGCGAAAGACGGCAGCUGCUCCGAGGCGUUCAAAGGCGCGCCUGGCCACUACUGCGGACCAUACCAGGACGCCGAUUGCUGCUGCCCGCACGGCGCGCAGUGCUUUGUCUCGCCGUACUUUUGCCAAUGCCUACACAUCCCGACGUUCAUAGCCCCGACGCCACCGCCCGUAGGUGCAGUACCCGAGGCGAAGACCGUUAAGCAGCAUGAAGUGCUCGGUAUCGCCUUGGUCGUCAUACUCGUGUGGUGCAUUCUCAAGCGGUGCCGCAAAAAGCGCGAGAUGCGCCGCCGCGCCGAGUACAUUCACCUCUCCGAGGUCUCUCGUCCGCAAUACGUGUAUGCAAGCCAGCCGAGCUGGCCAACCCAGCCCAACUAUGGCUCCAACCAGAGCCAGCCGCCCAUGUACCAGCAUCCACCGCCCAACUCUGGUCCAAGCCAGCAGUAUGCCAUCUACAUGCCACCGCCAACGUCCCAACAACCGUUGUCGUACGCCCAGCAGGCGCUGCCGACCGGAGACUACGGGCAGCGCUUCAACCAGUCUGCCUAUCCUACCCAGCAGACCUCGGCCAUUCCCAUGGCGAUUCCAGUCGACACGCCACCGACAACAAGGUCGGAAAGCAAAUACAUCUAACAUUCACACUACGAAUUGC